This is a messenger RNA of Paramormyrops kingsleyae, 6365 nucleotides long. The record is from RefSeq and is a predicted model, not a curated record. NCBI's taxonomy places the organism in Eukaryota, Metazoa, Chordata, Actinopteri, Osteoglossiformes, Mormyridae.
GGAAGAGCGGCGGAGGAGAGCACGGUCCCUUUAAGGGAGGGACGGCAACUUCUCUGGAUCCUCUUUAUUUUUUCACUAAACCGUCGGGGGGAUCUGGGUUUGCAUCUAUUCGGCGAAGGUGCAGAUACUGGCGGAGGGGAGGACGCCGAUCAGAUUUUUUUAAAUAGCAGUUUCCGAUCUUAAGAGGUGGGGGGGGAGCGAAGAAAAUGGAGUUGGAGGACGGAGUUGUAUACCAGGACGACCCGGGCACGUCGGCUCUGAUGUCCGAGAGAGUGUCGGGCCUGGCCAACUCCAUCUACCGCGAGUUCGAGCGCCUCAUCGGCAAAUACGACGAGGACGUGGUGAAGGAGCUCAUGCCUCUGGUGGUGGCUGUGCUGGAGAACCUGGACUCGGUGUUCGCCGUGAACCAGGAGCACGAAGUGGAGCUGGAGCUGCUCAAGGAGGACAACGAGCAGCUGAUCACCCAGUACGAGCGGGAGAAGGCGCUGAGGAAGCACGCAGAGGAGAGGUUCAUCGAGUUUGAGGACUCUCAGGAGCAGGAGAAGAAGGAUCUGCAGGUCCGUGUGGAGACGCUGGAGUCCCAGGCUCGUCAGCUGGAGCUCAAAUCCAAGAACUAUGCAGACCAGAUCAGCAGGCUGGAGGAGCGAGAGACUGAGCUCAGGAAGGAGUACAACGCCCUCCAUCAGAGGCACACGGAGAUGAUCCACAACUAUAUGGAGCACUUGGAACGAACAAAACUUCAGCAGCUGACGGGUGGAGAGGCUUCUGACACGGGGACCUUGGGCAGGGUCAGAAAGGAGCGUCCCGUGUCUUUGGCGAUAUUCCCCCUGCCUGGAGGAGAUGCCCUCCUCACCCCCGAACUGCAGAGAGAGAGGGCGGAGACCCCCGGUACGGACACCUGGAGGUACAACGACCUCAGCCACCCGCGGUCCAACACCAGCCUCAAGUUGGAGGCAGAAGAUUCUCUAAGGAAAAGGGAGGGUAAGAGUUCACUGGAGACUUGGGGGAAUUCACUGGCUGACAACUGCAAGGAUGAGCUGUCUGACGUCAGCCAAGGAGUCUCCAAGUCGGCCACCCCCGCGUCCACGGCAGCCUCGGACGUGGCCAUGGCCGCUGUGGACGCGCCCCAGAAAGAGGAGGCAGAGGGGCUGAGCAAGAACCUGAACACCAGGAGCAGGAAGCCAGACAGCAGUAAGAACAUUGACGUUCAGGCCGCCCCAGGGACCAAUUCUGUCUCCAUAGGUUUAAGUGACAAUGAGGAGAAGUCGGAGGUCCAAGCUAUCAUCGAGUCGACCCCAGAGCUUGACAUGGACCUCGGCAGCUACAAGGCGGCCAGUACUCCUGUCAAGGGUGUGGAGAACAUGGCAUUCGAUCGCAAUACCGAGUCGCUCUUUGAGGAGCUCUCUUCUGCCGGCACGGACCUUAUUGGAGACGUAGAUGAGGGGGCUGACCUGCUGGUGGAAUAUUCUGGUAUGGGCCGUGAAGUCGAGCACCUUAUUCAGGAGAACACACAGCUUUUGGAAACAAAGAACGCCCUGAACGUGGUGAAGAAUGACCUCAUCGCCAAGGUGGACGAGCUGUCCUGUGAGAGGGAGGUGCUGCAGUGCGAGCUGGAGGCUGUGAAGCAGGCCAAGAGCAAGCUGGAGGAGAAGAACAAAGAGUUGGAGGAGGAGCUCAGGAAGGUACGGGCAGAGGUGGAGGAGGCCAAGCAGAAGACAAAGGAGGAGGAUGAUAGUGACAUACCCACAGCGCAGAGGAAACGCUUCACGCGUGUGGAGAUGGCCCGGGUGCUGAUGGAGCGAAACCAGUACAAGGAGAGACUCAUGGAGCUGCAGGAAGCCGUCAGAUGGACUGAGAUGAUCCGAGCUUCGAGGGAGAACCCGGCACUUUCCGAGAAGAAGAAGUCCAGUAUCUGGCAGUUAAGUUUCAGCCGGCUCUUUAGCUCGUCCAGCACCGCCGCCCGGAAGCCCGAGUCUCCGGUCAAUGUCAAGUACAACGCACCCACGUCGCACAUCGUGCCCUCGGUGAAAGCCCGCAGCAGCACCCUGUCGCAGCUGCCCAGUGACAAGUCCAAGGCCUUCGACUUCCUCAAGGAGGAAGCGGACCUGAGUAGCUCGCCAUUACGGAAGGAGCAGAUGCGAGCUCAGUACAGGCAGGUGAAAGCUCAUGUGCAGAAGGAAGAUGGCCGGGUGCAGGCGUACGGGUGGAGCCUGCCGCCAAAAUACAAGGUAACCAAUGGAGGACAGGCAGAAAACAAGAUGAAGAACUUGCCUGUGCCCGUGUACCUAAGGCCAUUGGAUGAGAAGGAUGCUUCUAUGAAGCUCUGGUGCGCUGCUGGCGUCAACCUGACCGGUGGGAAGACCCGUGAUGGGGGCUCCAUCGUGGGGGCCAGCGUCUUCUACAACGACGUGCCCGGAGCCGACAGCGAGGGCCACAAGAAGGGCUCACAGAGCAGUUUGGACCGCCUGGAACAGGAGCUCAAGCUUCAGCUGGGUAAUGAGCUGAUGUGCUGCCGUGUGAUUGGCGGACAGGAGCAGGAGAAGGAGCUCCGGCAGCAUGAGGAGCUCUCCAGCCUCGUGUGGAUCUGCACCAGCACGCACUCCACCACCAAAGUCAUGGUGGUGGACGCCAACCAGCCCGGUCACAUCCUGGAGAACUUCUUUGUCUGUAACUCCCACGUACUUUGCAUCGCCAGCGUGCCAGGUGCCCGAGAGACGGACUACCCUGCAGGGGAGGAGGUACCGCAGGAGCCCGAGGCAGCCCAGAACGAGAACGCCUCCCUGACGGGCAGCAUGGCCAGCAACAGCUCAGCGGGCAGCGACAGCAUGCUGGGAGGCAUUACCGUGGUGGGCUGUUCUGCGGAGGGGUCCGCCGCCAUUCCGCAGACCGCCUGCAGCUCUGUGGGGACCCCCGAGGAGCCCAGCACACGUGUCGACUCCGGAGAGGCUUCGCCCUCAGAAGGCACCGCCGAGGACUCGAUCGCCACGGCAGAGGAGGCUGCCGAGGAAGCGACAGAGGCCACAGAGGCUGGCCCCGGGACUGGGGACGAGGGCGAAGGCCUGGACAUCAGCCAGCCAUGCAUCUACACGGAGCACGUGUUCACUGACCCGCUGGGUGUGCAGGACACCUCGGAAAGCCAGGCCUCAUAUCCACAGAGGGAUUCUGACCUUCUGAAGGACGGGGUGGCCACCUUGCCGGACGAGCAGGACCUGAUGCGGGAGGAGGCUCAGAAGAUGAGCAGCGUGCUGCCGACCAUGUGGCUGGGAGCCCAGAACGGCUGUGUCUACGUUCACUCGUCUGUGGCUCAGUGGAGAAAAUGUCUCCAUUCGAUCAAGCUGAAGGACUCCAUCCUUGGCAUUGUCCACGUGAAGGGCAGAGUGCUGGUGGCCCUGGCUGACGGCACGCUGGCCAUCUUCCACCGAGGCGUCGACGGUCAGUGGGACCUGACCAACUACCACCUGCUGGACCUGGGCCGGCCCCACCACUCCAUCCGCUGCAUGACGGUGGUGCACGACAAGGUGUGGUGUGGCUACAGGAACAAGAUCUACGUGGUGCAGCCCAAAGCCAUGAAGAUCGAGAAGUCUUUUGACGCCCACCCCCGGAAGGAGAGCCAAGUACGUCAGCUGGCCUGGGUGGGGGACGGCAUCUGGGUGUCGAUCCGGCUGGACUCCACGCUACGCCUCUUCCACGCCCACACCUACCAGCACCUGCAGGACGUCGACAUUGAGCCCUACGUCAGCAAGAUGCUCGGCACUGGUAAGCUGGGCUUCUCCUUCGUGCGGAUCACCGCCCUGAUGGUGUCCUGUAACCGCCUCUGGGUGGGAACCGGCAACGGCGUCAUCAUCUCCAUCCCUCUGACGGAGGUUCUUCAGCAGGGACGUGCAGCAGGCUUAAGGGUAAAUAAAGUCACCACCGGAACGGCCCAGCGACCAGGCAGCGCGAUCCGUGUCUAUGGCGACGAGAACAGUGACAAAGUCACCCCCGGCACCUACGUACCCUUCUGCUCCAUGGCGCACGCACAACUCUGUUUCCAUGGACACCGGGAUGCUGUGAAAUUCUUUGUUGCCGUCCCAGGUCAGGUGAUCCCCUCAGCUGGCGUCGUGGGAGAUACGGGCUCGGACAAAGCCGGAACUGCCUCCGCUGACAGCCAGACUCAGGAGAUGCUGAAGUCGGUCCUGGUGAUGAGCGGAGGGGAAGGUUACAUCGACUUCAGGAUGGGUGACGAGGGAGGGGACACGGAGGAGCUGGACGAGCCCACGCUGAAGCUGCAGCCCUUCCUGGCCAAAGCGGAGCGCAGCCACCUCAUCGUGUGGCAGGUCAUGUGCAGUGACGAGUGAUGAGGCCCCGCCCCCAUCGUGCCACAGUGUUGGGGGGGGCGAGGAGGACCGCUGGAGCCCACAGGAAACCCACACUAACACAGACUGCAUGCUUUUUUUGUUCUGUUUUUUUCAGUUUGAUUCUUUUUAACUAGAAAGAGAUUUGGUGAUUAUUACGCUGACAUUAUACUGAUACUAUACUGAUAUUAUUGAUAAACUGUUUUCCAUCUGUUUUUGUUCCGUUCUUUUUUUUAAUUUCCUUUUUCUCUAAGGGUUUAUGGUAUCUCACUGUGUGUCCAGUGUCAUAAUGUGAUCAGAUAGCCAGAAUGGGGGGGGCGAUGGUGACACCCUAUACAUGCCCCCCUGCCUGGCGUGGACAUCGAGCAGUUCCCGGAACCCAAAGCCACCCGCAGCGUCCAGAAGGACCGGCGCUUUCGGCCUCGAGCCGACCGACGGACGGGACCUUGUCUAAAUGUCCUGAACGCCGUGAUGGUGGCGAGUCCCAUUCCCCCCUCAGUUUCCCCCCUUUCACAAAGUAAUAAUUUUUGCUUGUGAGCAGGACCGUUUAUGCAGAAGUUAGUCACCUGCAGAUCUGUCUGUGCUCGGCUGUAACUGUGUUUGUACCUGAAAUUCCAUCUCUAGGAUAAAUACGUUUAAUCUUUAGCAGCUACAAUCGUGUGGGGAAAAAUGUUUGCAGUUUGGAUCCCCGUAAAGAUGAUUAGUUCAAAUAGAAAAGCCUGACUAUUAUUAUUAUUAUUAUUAUUAUUAUUAUUAUUAUUAUUGUUACUUUAUUUAGGUAAUUAUAGGCGUGCUUGGUGAAGUCCGUCCCAGUCCCCGAGCUGCUGUCCUUACGGUCUGUCCUUUCACUUUAGGUCUUCCUUCAUAAAAGCUAGAGCUCACAGACACUUUAAAUGUAACGCUGGCUGCCUUAGUUUCAGUACACUUUCACUUAAUGUUCCGGAAGCUAAUUUUUUCAUUGAAAUUUUUUUUUCCGAUUGAUGUGUGAUGAGUAUUUAUUUUAUGUCUGAGCGUUACCGAUUACCAAAGGAAAACUAAUUAAGACAAAAACGAAAUGGUAAACCACCUCAUUAAUAACAUGUACUUCACUGCCUUUUUGCAGUACAUUUUGUCCCUACUUUGUCAUUUAAUUUAGAGACAGUCCUUCACUAGUCUUCAUUACAAUGAUUAUUAAAUGAAUAUAUUUUUAUGUCAUGUUUGCGAAACGAUUAAAUAUUUGCUUGCCAGGGAUCCGGAGCGUAGUGAUCGCCGCUGCACAUUGGAUUUUGUACACUUGCCAGCGGACGUUCCACUUCGAUUUGGUGUGAUGAUAUCGACGCUUUCUGAAACUUUUAUGCCUUUUUUAAUGGUCUUUUUUUGUACAUUUGUCUUUUAGACACUCUGUGUUUUAUUGGCCUCUUUAACUUCAAAGCAGAGUUGCAGAUGUUAAUUUAGUAUUUGUGCUGAUGACUGUGGGGGGGGGGGGGGGGGGGGGGGGUGGUGCCUCAUCUAAUUUUUAUUCUCCAGGAGAAAAAAAAAAUCAGAUUCAUAUCGCAGUGUAGCCAUUUCAGUAUUUAUUUCUAUGAAUGAGCCUUUGAGGUUCAGAAUGUAACUUUGUACAUGAAAUAUAAAUAUAUAUAAAUAUGUAUAUGAAACAUUAGUGGCUUGGUUUUAUUGUUUUAAUGGUGAGUGUUGAAAAGUGAAAUGAGAGUGGUCACCAGUGAGAACAUGGCUGACUUUUUUGGUUUUUUUUUUCUUUCGAAACACCACUACUUCUCAGCUGAGCUAUGCACAUUUUUAAAGAUCGCAGCUGCGUGUUUUUUCGUCUCCAUCUGUUCUUGGCACUUUGAGGUAGAGUGGGGCUGUGAUUGGCUGAGGGAGCCUCGCCCUCAGGGGAAACCGUCCUUGCCAUUGGGGGAGGUCCCUUGUCUCCUGACUCCUGUCUCCUGUUUCCUGUUGCCAUGACCGCACUUCCUCCAGUAGAUGUAAGCUUCUACAGCACAUUAGCCUUAUUUUUUAAAUAAUCUAUUAAACUGGUUUUUUCAUGGGUAA